CUUUCGCUCUCUCUCUUAGCCUAAACAAGAAUCUCCCUCUCUCAAUGAACACAACCGUCUCUCUCUCUCUCUCUCUCUCACACAGCACACAAAAUCCACGGCUCUUCCAGUCAAUUGUGAGAAACCCCAUAACCUAACCCAUAAAGUUUCCCCUCUCUCUCUCUCUCACACACAGACAAGACAAAAAUCUCCCUCUCUCAAUUAACACAACAUUCUCUCUCUCUAAAAAACCAACACAACCAUCUCUCUUAAUUAACACAACCAUCUCUCUCUAAACGAACACAACCAUCACUCUCUUAAAACUAACAAAACCAUCUCUCUCUAAAAACUAACACAACCAUCUCUCUCCCAACCAGAGAGAAAAAGGCAGAUCAAAGAAAUCCAAAAGGCUGAUAGAUGACUCAUAACUCCAAUUAAGCAGGACCCCUGAUCCAGACAACCACAAACUAAAAACUUACUUUAAAAUACAACACUAGGGGUCCAAAGCCCCAUCUGGACUCUGUAUUUGAAGAAGAACCAAGUACAAGGGACCCCUCCAAAAGCGGACUCAGGCCUUCCAAAAAGGUCGAUAGAAAACCAAAACUGUUUGAACCAGAUGGUUUUUCUCUCUCUAGAAAUGGACCACUGGUGCUCCAUAAAGUACAGAGCAGUCAAGCUUGUCAAAUCUGUGUUAUAUUUGCAGACAUGAUGCCUGGAUAUGGCCAUGGAUAAGACUGCGAGAUGAGAUUUUUUACUCAUCGAAAAAACCUGGCUUUUUGGCUUCUGCAUAUAAGAAACUGGCCAUGGUUGGUUUCUAUAUUCCAAACUCAAUAUGGGUUUUAAUCCUGGUGUUUCAGGUGAUGGACUUUGAAGCUUCUGGUCUCUCAUGGUGCCCAUUUCCAGGACCCCAAGAGUCAAAAUUUGAACAAAAAUCUGAGAGAUAUUGGGAAUAUGAAGAGAAGACACAGAAUUGGAGAGAGAUAACACUUCCCUUUGAUUUGAAGACAUGUUUAAACAGGGAUUGCAGAAAGGUUGGUGUGAUAGAGAAGAUUGAGGACAGAGGAAAAGGAUUGUAUAAGACAGUGGAAGAUGAUAGCUUUGGAGAAUUGGAUUCAGGAUUGGAUGAGAGAGAGGAAACCAAGAGGUCUGGGAAGUUGGGUUUGGGAGUCAAUGAGCGAGAAAGCGCGAAGAGCUCGAUAUCAGUAGAGAGGGGCUCGGAGAGCUUCGAAUCGAGUUUGCCAAUGAGGAGGAGGACUUCUCUCACUAAGUUGUCUGAUACAUCUAUUUGGGUUACAGGGGAAAGUGGGUCAAUCUAUGAGAGGUUUUGGAAUGGAGUUCAAUGGGUGAUAGCACCUCAUGACCUGCCUGUUUUAGCAGGCCAUGCAGUUUCAGUAUUCAUAGUAAACCAGACCAUCCUUUAUCUCUCUGAAGAUGGGGUUCUUUAUCAGCUGCAACUGAAUGAAAACUCCCAGCCAGUUUGGUCUGAAACCCAGCCCACAUUUGAACCUGCCAUACCAAACCAAGAUACAGAAAAAAGUGGCACAAUCCAAAUCAAAUCUGGAGCAGUUUCACAUAAUCGAGAGAUGCUCUACCUCUCCACAAUAUGCGGAUCGUUGUUAGAACUUAGAGAAUUGCAGCCUCCAAGGUGGAUAAACCAUGGCCACCCACCGGGCGGGGAUGUAGCAGGCUUAGCUGAUACAGUACCAGAUAAACCAGAUGUGGUUUUUAUCGUGAGUUCCACCGGAGAGCUCUAUGAAUUUGAUAAGACCUCAAAGCCAUCCUGGAAGAAACAUAUAUGGAGUGAGCCUUUGGGAGAUGAGACUUACCUGCUGCCUUCUAGAACAUGUGCAUCGCGUGGUUUGUUUGGAGCUCAUUCCCUGUCAAUAUUCCUUCUAAGUAAGGAUGGUCUGCUUGUGGAGAGACGACUACAUCAGCGAAAGUGGAAGUGGAUAGUCCAUGGAGCCCCUAAAGGUCAUUCCUUGAGUGCUAUAGGACCCAUUGUUUCGAAUGAAUUGAACACAAAAGCUUACUCAUUAUUUUGUUCUACUACAACUGGAAGUAUUCAGGAAUAUCAACUCCCCAAGCACACAGGUGCAAACCAGGGACCUCAAUCACCACAAGGAUGGGUAAAUCACAUGCACCCGUUACAUGCCAAAUGCGCAACAGGUAUUCAAGGACUUCAGCUUCAAGGUGGCAGGAUAUUAUUCCCAUUACACGACGGGAGACUUGGAGAGCUUCAUUCAUCAGGUAACGGUGGUGAAUUUUCAGGCCCAACUGUCACCAACAUACGAAGAAAAGCAUUAUCCAAAUAUGAGUGGUCAAUUAUAGAUGUUCCAGAAACCGAAGGGUGGAAUGCAGAGUAUUGCAACAAUGAACGUGGACCAUCAAACUGCAUCUCAGGAGUAAAGGACAUACAGAGCGAGGAAGAAUCUAAUGAAUCAGGAAUAAUCAUACCAUCAAGAAGAAGGAAAGGACGAGCAUCUCUAGGCCAUCUAAUUCCAAGUACACUUGGCAAAAGUCUCAUUGCAGCGACUCCGUAUCAAUAUAAUUUCUUAACAAGCAGCAUAAGAAUUAAUUACCGGAUGCGUACAAUGCAGGCAGACAAGUCAUUUUUCAUUGUAACAGAGAGCGGUUCAACUUUUGAGUAUUUGUGGGCUGAGAACGUUUGGUUAUGGUUAAGUCAUGAAUACACUGUAUCUAUGAGAGGUGUGCUUGGAACUUACAACGGUAGCCUAUUUUUGGUUGAUGUGAAUGGAAACUUAAUUAUCAGAGAGAGGAGCAGCAAUGGAUUGGCAUGGAUCAACUGCACCGCCAUGAAUAAGGGGAGACAGGUUGCCCUAGGGCCCCCAUGGGAUGGAACAGCAGGUAUCGCACGCAGGAUUACAGCAAACCAGGCACUAUUUUUUGUGAGCAAAAAUGGAGCUCUGGUCCAGUUUGUGGUCGCAUUGAGGAAAUUCACAUGGAAGAAUUGUCGAAGCCCCUAUGAAACCAAGAUUGCUUCUAUAGUAGAUCAGGAAGGUUUAAGAUCAAAUAUAGUGUUUGUGAUAGGAAACAAUGGUCGACUAUAUCAGUAUAACCUAGUGACUGAGUUAUGGCAUGAGCAUGAUCAACCCCGUCAUUUGAUCCUAUCAAAGUUGCCUGGCACUGUUAUUAGGCCGUCUCUUUCAUCGUUACGAGGAUCUUUAUUCAUGCGUUCUGAGGAUGGUGGGCUAAUAGAAUAUUCAUGGAAUGCAGUGGAUGGUUGGAACUGGAUCGAGCAUGGGAUACAAAAAAAAGUAAUUCUAGCUGGUGCACCAGGGCCAAGCUUUGAAGAUAACCAACUGUUUGUGAUUGGAUCAGAUGGUCAGGUUUAUCGAAGGUACAUGGUUGAAAGAAAAUGGAAAUGGAAAUCAUAUGGCUAUCCUUCCCCAGAAAGGAUUGAUGCGGCAGCUCAAACUAGAGAAAGUGCACAAGAUGGAGAGGAAGGUGGUAAGAUGUCGCAAGAAUGCAGCACAGAAGAUCCACCUAAUUUUGAAAGAGAUGCAUACAGCUCAUAUGGUUUCAACCGGCUCUGCAAUGAGAAGGUGGCAGCAGUUCGACCAAUACCCUUCUCUGAUGACUCAGUUGUGUUCGAGCUGCAAGAUGGACGACUAGCAGAGUUGAGAAGAGUUAAGGACACAAAAUGGGAUUGGUACCGUACAAUCAGCACUCCAACAAGCCAGUGCGGAGCAAGUUAUUGGACUGCUUCAGCAUCAUAAUUUUCGGACUCUAACGAGUCACAACAAACAUGUAAUAUAGAAAAAAACAAACAGAAUGCAUAGAAGGGAAAUAAUUGAAAACAUAGGCAGCAAGAAACAGCUCCUCUUUAUGAACCUCUGCAACAGUGGCACAAUUCCACUUGUAGAGAUCCACACAAUAAUGUAACAUGUACAUAGGAUACAGGUGCAAUGGCAUCAUGUAACGAAAUGAUAUUAAUACCCUUAGUCAAACUUCUCAAGCAAGUUGUUGCUAAUGUAACUUUAAAAUUUGUAAAUAUGUUUCAUAGUAAAAAGAAUCGGGGGUAGCAAAUUCUGAGUUCA
Amborella trichopoda is the source of this 4037-nucleotide messenger RNA. RefSeq lists its product as uncharacterized. The record is from RefSeq and is a predicted model, not a curated record. Lineage: Eukaryota; Viridiplantae; Streptophyta; Magnoliopsida; Amborellales; Amborellaceae.